AUGGAGUCUACGUUCAGCAGCCCCGCGGAGGCGGCCUUACAGCGGGAGGCGGGCGUCCCAGGACUGUUCACCCCUCCCGAAGACCUCGACCGAGUGUACGAGCUGGAGCGAGUCACGAAAUUUGUCUGCGAUUUGGGGUGUCAGCGGGUGGCCUUACAGUUCCCUGACCAAUUACUGGGAGAUGCCGGAGCAGUGGCUGUAAGGCUGGAGGAAGUCACAGGAUCUAAGAUGUUCAUUUUAGGGGACACGGCUUAUGGCAGCUGCUGUGUGGAUGUGCUGGGUGCUGAGCAGGCUGGAGCUGAAGCCCUUGUUCACUUUGGUCCUGCCUGCUUAAGCCCCCCUGCCAGCCUGCUGCCGAUCACCUUCGUCCUUGGUCAGCGUUCUGUUGCCCUAGAGCUCUGUGCGAAGGCCUUUGAAGCCCGGAACCCAGAUCCCACAGCACCGGUGGUACUGCUGAGUGAGCCAGCUUGUGCCCAUGCCCUAGAGGCUUUGGCCACUCUGCUGCGCCCAAAGUACCAAGAUCUGCUCAUCUCCAGCCCAGCUCUUCCCCUGCCAGUGGGGUCCCCAAGUUCACAGCCUGAGCCUCUGGAGCGUUUUGGACGACGCUUCCCCCUGAGCCCAGGAAGGUGUCUGGAAGAAUAUGGUGCCUUCUAUGUGGGCGGUUCUCAAGCCAGCUCUGACCCUGUCCUUGAUCCAGAUCUGAGCAGACUGCUCUUGGGUUGGACACCGGGACGACCCUUCAUUUCCUGCUGUCCAGACACAGGACAGACACAAGACCAGGGUGUCCAGGCUGGGCGGCUAAGAGCACGAAGACUGUAUCUUAUAGAGAGGGCCAGAGAUGCCCAUGUAGUAGGGCUGCUGGCAGGCACAUUAGGCGUAGCUCAACACCGUGAGGCACUGGCACACUUACGGAAACUGACUGAGGCUGCUGGAAAACGUAGCUAUGUACUGGCCCUGGGGAGGCCCACACCUGCCAAGCUUGCCAACUUCCCUGAGAUGGACAUCUUUGUGCUUUUGGCCUGUCCGCUGGGAGCCCUAGCCCCCCAGCCUUCAGGUGGCUUCUUUCGGCCCAUAUUGACACCAUGUGAAUUGGAGGCUGCCUGUAACCCUGCCUGGCCACCUCCAGGCCUGGCUCCCCACCUCACACAUUAUGCAGAGCUGUUGCCUGGUUCUCCCUUUUAUGUUCCACUCCCACCCCCUGAGUCAGAAUUGUGGGAUACCCCAGAUGUGUCGCUCAUUUCUGGAGACCUCCGACCACCACCUUCUUGGAAGUCAUCCAGUGACACUGGGUGUUCUGCCCUAACUCCAAGGCCCCAGCUGGAGCUAGCUGAGAGCAGCCCUGCAGCUUCAUUCCUUAGUUCCCGGAGCUGGCAGGGAUUAGAGCCCCGCUUGGGCCAGACACCAGUGAAAGAAGCUGUCCAAGGAAGACGAGGUAUUGCCAUUGCCUAUGAGGAUGAGGGAAGCGGCUGA
Messenger RNA from Cricetulus griseus (Chinese hamster), 1470 nucleotides. It is a transcript of the gene Dph2, whose product is annotated as diphthamide biosynthesis 2. Gene Ontology annotation, biological process: protein histidyl modification to diphthamide. Gene Ontology annotation, molecular function: 2-(3-amino-3-carboxypropyl)histidine synthase activity. The record is from RefSeq and is marked provisional. NCBI's taxonomy places the organism in Eukaryota, Metazoa, Chordata, Mammalia, Rodentia, Cricetidae.